Messenger RNA from Didymodactylos carnosus, 1392 nucleotides. The record is from the annotation of a GenBank genome assembly. NCBI's taxonomy places the organism in Eukaryota, Metazoa, Rotifera, Eurotatoria, Philodinida, Philodinidae.
AUGAUUUGUUAUGAAGCUUCAUAUUUGGGUCCGAAACAAGAACCAAUGCUUGUUGUAUUGGAUUGUAGAGCCCUUCAAUGGCCUAUCCUCUAUCGUACAACAUGUGUUGGUUUAGCGCUUCACGAUUACCAUUUAAAAUCAUUAGAAUCAUUUUCAUAUUCGGAUGAACAAGAUCAAGGAAUUAAUAUUCGUCAUAAAGUAAAAGAUAUUAUCGAAUUGGUUCAAGACGAUGAUCAUCUACGAGAUGAACGGAAUCACAGUCGUAUCGUUAUGGUAUGUAUUGUCUUGGAUGUUCGGCCGGAUAAAUGAACAUUAAUAGUUAAAAAAGGAGCUUCGGGAAUUUUAUGAGAGGAAUAUAUAUUUUUUUUGAGAAAGUUUGCAACACUCUAGUAGGCAUGCACCGGUUAUUAAAAUUUUUUCGAGUAGACAGUUUUGUGUAGAAAUGUUUGCUCUACAAAAUAAGACGUUGCAGACUUUCUCACGAUGGUUCGUCGAUGAGAUAUGAAUCUUUUGCUCUUAAAUAGGACCGAUUAUUAACCGGUCAGUUUUUGAGGUAAACACUCUGUAUCCCAUCGACGAAUCAUCGUGAGAAAGUCUGCAAUGUGUUACUUUGUAGAGCAAACAUUUCUACACAAAACUGUCGACUCGAAAAUGUUUUAAAAACUUUCUCCGAUUUUUGAAACUACUGUCCCCAAGAGCCUCGAUAAAAUAACCGUUGCAUGUCUACACUCUAGUAAUAGAUAAGCCAUAAAGAAUGAGUCUCUUCGUAUUUCUCAGGAAGUUCUUCUAAUCUUUCACCAUCUUUUUUCGAUAGUUAAAACAGUCUUCAUUCAGUUCUUUACAAAGAUAUGUUAAACAUAUCGCUACGUUCAAGGGCGAUAAAAGGUGACCAAGCUGACACUGCGUAGCUUCAGUACAUAUAAAUUAAGAAGCUAUUUUUUCCGUUCUAUUUUCAUAAAAUAUAAAAAACUGACAACAGCCAUUUUGUUACACUUCAAAAGCGCUAUCGACUGACUAUAUUUUUGCAAUCUUUUAGUCACAAUUGAUUCAACAGAAAUACUUUUUUGUCAAAACUUUUCGUUCUCGACGAUUAUUUUUUCGUAUUUGGAUAGAUUUUCAUUCAAAACUUCGGCGAAAUCAAACAUUUGGGGAAGUUCUAGUCUGACACACCGAAACUCAUAAAUUUAGUACAAUGUGGCUUUUACAUCAGAAAACUAGAUGAAAAAGCGAUUUUGUAUUAUAUAUCAGUAGAGCGAGAGAGAGAGAGAGGACGCUUGAAAGCAUUCGAACAAGAUAUUAUAUUUCCAGCUUCACGUGCUGAUAAAAAUAAUAUUUUGAAGAAUGAGAAAGUUCCAAGUUUCUAUUAGAGAUUUAUACGUAUUGAAGCUGCGC